Messenger RNA from Punctularia strigosozonata HHB-11173 SS5, 3065 nucleotides. Its product is annotated as vacuolar protein sorting-associated protein 41. NCBI's taxonomy places the organism in Eukaryota, Fungi, Basidiomycota, Agaricomycetes, Corticiales, Punctulariaceae. The transcript is spliced from 14 exons. Gene Ontology annotation, biological process: macroautophagy; protein targeting to vacuole; vesicle-mediated transport. Bases 20 to 3022 code for a protein of 1000 amino acids. The record is from RefSeq and is a predicted model, not a curated record. Gene Ontology annotation, cellular component: late endosome; HOPS complex. Gene Ontology annotation, molecular function: protein binding.
GGUUUGUCGCUCCGAACGGAUGUCGUCAAAAUCAUUCCGGCCUGCGGCGCCCUCAGACGUGCUUUUGUCGGCAAUUAUUCCGACGUACGGCCCUUUUCAGGGCCCAAAAUGUCGUCGGAAUAUUCUAACAUUAAACCGUAUUAACGGGGGUCCUACGCCAGGCGGGGACCAGACCCGUGUCACUCAGCACCCAUCGGACGAUGAGGAUUUGGACGAACACAGCGAGGACGACGACGCGGAGUACGAGGAAGAUGACGAAGAUGAGUAUGAAGAUGAGGAGCCUGCUCUAAAAUAUGAGCGCCUCGGUGGUCCCAUACAUGACCUCCUCCAAAGAGAUUCCGCGUCUGCACUUGCAAUAGCAAACAAGCUGCUCGCUCUGGGCACGCAUGCCGGAAUCGUGCAUAUCCUAGACUUGGCGGGCAAGCGGAUCAAAUCGUUCAAACCGCAUGGCGCAUCGGUAUGCGAUAUAACUAUGGAUAGUGCUGCAGAGUUUGUUGCAACGGCGUCCAUGGAUGGACAGAUCGUCAUCCAUACCCUUAACCCCGCCUCCACCGAAUCCUAUGUUUUCGACAUGAAACGUCCUAUGCGAACUGUUUCACUUGAACCGGACUUUCACAAACGAAGCACACGCGCAUUCGUUUGUGGGGGCAUGGCGGGUGCGCUUGUUCUGCACGAAAAGGGUUGGCUUGGACACAAGGAGACCACGCUCAGCUCCGGAGAAGGUCCUGUAUGGGUAGCGCGUUGGAAAGGCAGACUAAUCGCAUGGGCAAAUGAUCUAGGGGUCAAGGUCUACGACACAACCAGUCAAACGCGGAUCACAUACAUAGACCGACCUUCAGACAGUCCCCGCGCGGAUCUCUUCAAGUGCACGUUGCACUGGCAGGACGAUUCCACGCUCCUUAUUGCCUGGGCGGAUCAGAUCAAAGUGGCUAGAGUCCGCGCGCGACCGCGCAAUGCAACCGCUCCCAACCCUGCGGGUCAUGCACCGUUGAUCAUCGAAAUCACGGCAGUAUUCCAAAUGGAUUGUAUGAUCGCCGGCAUCGUCCCUCAUCCCACACCUUCUCCCAGCAAUCUCGCUCCUCCUCCCAUGGGCAAGCUACCAACUCCAUCGCUCACGUCUUUCUUGUUACUGGCAUAUACCCCCCCUGAUUCAUCCUUCCACGACGAAGUGACCGCAAAUCAAGCAAGGAGAGCAGCCGAGAGGCCGGAACUUCGUAUUGUCUCUCGUGCAGGAGAAGAACUGGCCGCAGAUGCUCUGUCCGUGAGCGGCUACGAACGAUGGGGAUGUAAUGACUAUAUCCUCGCCGAAGUCGAUGACGCGGACAGUCAGGGCCGAUGUUACAUAGUUGUUAGUCCGAAGGAUGCCGUGGUUGUGAAGCCAAGGGAUCGCAGGGAUCAUAUCGCUUGGCUGGUGGAAAGGCGAAGAUACGAAGAGGCGUUGGAGGAGGUUCAGAAACUAGGCGAUGCGGAUGCAGUCGACGACGGCGUCAACGUCGUACAAAUUGGCCAACGCUACAUCGAGCAUCUGGUUUCUGAAGGCGACUUCGGCAAAGCGGCCCAUUUGUGCCCCAAGGUCUGCGGCCAAGAUAGCAAACGAUGGGAAGACUGGAUAUUUGUCUUCGCUCAGAAGCAUGAGCUUCAGGCGAUCAUCCCGUAUGUUCCGACGGAGUCACCGAAACUUAGCCAUCUGGUUUAUGAAAUGAUCCUGGGGCAUUUCUUAGCCCAUGACCGAGACGCGCUAUUGCAGACGAUCAAGAAAUGGCCGAGAACAAUCUACGAUAUCUCUGCCAUUAUUGUCGCAGUACACGCUGUUCUUGAUCGAACUUUGACUUCGUCGCCUACGGGAACACAGAGGCCUCUCAAAGGAGAGAGCGCGCUACUUAUGGAAUGCCUUGCUGAGAUGUACACCGCCAAUCGCCAACCUGGAAAGGCCCUGCCGUACUUCCUGCGCCUGCGCCGACCCAACGUAUUCGAUCUUAUCCGAGAGCACAACCUCUUCACGUCUGUGCAGGAUCAAGCUUUGCUUCUUAUGGAAUUCGACGCGGAGUUGAUGGAGAAGAGGAGGAUUGCCGGGGAAAUAGAGGACGCGACACCGAAAACCAGCGUAGAGCUGCUUGUGGACAAUACGCACUCAAUACCCGUGGCUCGAGUUGUACAGCAGCUGCAAAAUCAGCCUUAUUUCUUGUUCUUGUACCUCGACUCCCUCUUUGCGAAGGACCCACACCUUGCGUCAGAUUUUGCAGACACACAGGUCAAACUGUGUGCCGAGCAUGCACCGUCUCGUUUGAUCGAUUUCCUCCGCGCUAGUAACUAUUACAGCUUGGAACAGGCAUAUCGAAUUUGCCAAGAAAAGGACCUUGUGCCUGAAAUGGUGUUUCUACUGGGUCGUAUGGGAAACAACAGGCAGGCGCUCACUCUCAUAAUUGAACGACUGGGUGAUGUACGGCGGGCCAUCGAUUUUGCGAAGGAGCAGAACGACGACGACCUUUGGGAAGACCUUUUGCGAUACUCUGAAACACGACCUCCUUUCAUUCGUGGUUUGCUGGAGAAUGUUGGGCCUGAAAUUGAUCCUAUCAGGCUUAUUCGCCGUAUAAGGAACGGAUUAGAAAUCCCCGGGCUGAAGGGUGCUCUCAUCAAGAUUCUUCAGGAUUUCAACUUGCAAAUAUCAUUGCUGGAGGGCUGCCAGACCAUCAUGCACGGCGAUUGCUCGGACUUGUCUAGGACUCUGCACAAGGACCAAACGAGCGGCUUUUUGCUAUCGGCGCAAACGCGAUGCCCUAUUUGUCGCGAGCCUAUCGUUCGUAUGCCGCAGUCUUUGACGUUACUGUUCCUCUGUCGACACGUCGUUCAUGCGGGCUGUGUACAUGGCCUGGAGGAUCUACCGCAAGACCCGGAAUCAACGCUCAUUGGCAUUAGCGGACGAACGAUCAGUAGUAAACUCGCGUUCGCGGCCGUCGUCCAUGCGAACAUAAAUCGGGGAUGUCCUGUGUGUCAUAAGCUUGCCGAAGGUGAACGCACGUAAUACUGCUCGUGUAAAUUGUUGGAUGGGUCUUGGUCCUGAACAG